Molecule: messenger RNA, 2382 nt
Organism: Lodderomyces parapsilosis
Lineage: Eukaryota; Fungi; Ascomycota; Pichiomycetes; Serinales; Debaryomycetaceae
Gene: DOA4
Product: ubiquitin-specific protease
Exons: 1
Coding region: 1-2382 (793 amino acids)
Biological process (GO): protein deubiquitination
Molecular function (GO): cysteine-type deubiquitinase activity
Source: RefSeq, a predicted model, not a curated record
AUGACAGCAAGCCUCAGUUUGAAACAACUUGACGCAAUUCAAGACCUCAUAUUUGAAAAACUAGUUGAGAAGUCCACCCGAAUAAAAACCAUACUUCCUUGUCAACUUUAUCUUGUGGAACUGUUUGUGUCACAGUGCAGGCUAUUAGAACAGGUUGGUUAUUGCGAUUAUGAAUUAGCAUAUAUACUAUACACCUUGCUGGAACGUUACAUAAAGCACUUUGAUGCAAAGAUAAAGAGUGCAAGCAGUGAGGUUUAUUCAGUGGUAAAGAGUGUGUUGAGAGACAGGUCACACCAAAAAGAGGUGAUUCAUAGUCAUUUACAAACCGACACAAACAAUGAUGAUCUACUUGAUCGCUUCAAAGCAUUGAAGGAGAACGGCACAGUAUCUAAAUUACCGCCAGCGGUAAGUGUCACUGCAUAUCAGCAACUGGUGAGCCCAGCGGAACUCCGACAACUUCUAGACAACAAAAAAGUUUUACUCAUUGAUUAUCGACGCCGCAAAGAUUACCUACACAACCACAUCAAGCAUCCCAAUGUCAUAAAUAUAGAGCCAUCACAAGCGAACGACCUCCCGAUCGAGGCAACGAGUCAGGAUCUAGAAGCCAAAUUAAAACACACUAUGUCGCAUCGACACUAUAAGGUGUUUGAAGACCGAAGGAAGUUUGAUUAUGUGGUGAUUUACGACUUCAAGUAUGGUGUACUGGGGAACAACAGAUUCAUUGAGAUCCUUAAGAGUGUAGAAGAAGAGACACCAACCAACCCCUUCCAACGUUUAAUCGAAUUACUAACAACCAAGAACCCAUUAAUAUCGUCUCAACUCAAAUGGCUACCCAUGUACUUGGCUGGUGGUAUCAAAAACUGGUUCGAUACAUAUGGCGCUGAGGCUAUUGAAGACUCGCGCAAUCAACUGGCUGAGGUGGAAGUGAAUGGGCUAGUUUAUCCAAAGUCGUUUGAUGAUUACUUGUCCUCAGCCAGAAAAGACAGCCCUUCAGAGUCAAAGGUGCAUAUACCGGCUCGAGCAAACAACGGUUUGGUCAGCAACCAACACACACAGUUGAAGCCACAGUCAAUGGGUGUUCAACCAUAUGACCCCUCGUCAGUCAGUACGAGUGAUCACAAGCCUGACACAAAGGAAACUGCUUCACCUGCCAUGUAUAAAUCAGCCCCCACCAAGCCCCCGGAAGGUGGUCAAAUGUCAAAUUUACUUAAUGAAUUUGCAACGGGUUUGUUCAACUUGGGUAACUCUUGUUACAUGAAUUGCAUGAUCCAGUGUUUGGCUGCUACACCACAAUUGACGUCUUUCUUUUUCCCCUCAGUAACAACGAACGGAUCUUACAAGCAACAUAUAAACGUCAACAAUAAACUUGGUACUCAGGGAAAACUAACAAUGGGGUUUGUUGAGUUACUUUUAAACAUGUUGAAUAACAACGGAAAAGCAUUCAGCCCGUCAAAAUUUAAGAAAAUUGCCGGUGAAUGUUCCCCGGGAAGACAGUUUGCCUCUUGCUCACAACAGGAUUGUACAGAAUUUGUUACAUUUUUGCUUGAUGGUUUGCAUGAGGAUUUGAAUCAAAUGCCAGUGUUAGAUCCGAAAGAAAAAAAGAGAAUAACUGAGUUGACUCCAGAACAAGAAAGAAAUAGAGAAAUUUUGCCAGUAAGAUUAGCAUCAACCAUUGAAUGGGAGAGAUAUUUGAAGUUGAAUUUUUCAAUUAUUGUGGAUAACUUUCAAGGUCAGUAUUUGUCUCAGUUGCGUUGCUUGGAAUGCGGGACCACAUCAACUACUUAUAAUGCCUUUUCAUUAUUGUCGCUUCCUAUACCAGAGAAACUAAAUCAGUCACUGAAGGUUACUUUACACGACUGUAUUGAAGAGUUUACCAAAACAGAGUUGCUCGAUGAUGGAAACAAGUGGCAUUGCUCGCAUUGUAAAAGGUUCACCAAGUCAACGAAAAGGAUUGCAAUCACACGUUUGCCUCAAGUGUUAAUUGUGAAUUUUAAGCGAUUCAAAGUGAAUAACAACGGACAAAUACGUAAGUUGGAAACAUUUGUAACAUAUCCAGUGUCCGAAACCUUAGAUUUGACGAAAUACUGGACAAAACGUGGAACCACAAUGGGAGAUUCAGGUUCACCAAAGAUGUCCUUAGAGGAGGAGACUACAAUUCUUGAAUCGUUUCCAGUAAGGAAUCAAGAGCCACCAUUCAGGUAUCAAAUAUAUGGUGUUGCCAACCACUUUGGUACUUUAUCCACAGGUCACUACACUUCUUAUGUGUACAAGAGUGGAAAGAAGCGGUGGUGUUACUUCGAUGAUUCAAAAAUCACCACCAAUGUUGCUCAAACUGAAGUGAUGAACAAGAAUGCAUUUUGUUUAUUUUUUCAAAGAGUAUAG